Molecule: messenger RNA, 171 nt
Organism: Aspergillus nomiae NRRL 13137
Lineage: Eukaryota; Fungi; Ascomycota; Eurotiomycetes; Eurotiales; Aspergillaceae
Exons: 2
Coding region: 1-171 (56 amino acids)
Source: RefSeq, a predicted model, not a curated record
AUGGCGAUUUCCAUACGGGCUCAGCAGGACAAAGAAGAAGCUGAGACCUGUCUUCCCGGGUUUGGGGGUGGCUUGGGGAUCACCUGGCCACCAUCAUAUCAAGGACAGCUCGCCGCCCGCAACCCCGGCGACAAGCUUCCGACAAUCUUUGAGGAGGAUGAAUCCUUCUAG